Molecule: messenger RNA, 410 nt
Organism: Selaginella moellendorffii
Lineage: Eukaryota; Viridiplantae; Streptophyta; Lycopodiopsida; Selaginellales; Selaginellaceae
Product: tetraketide alpha-pyrone reductase 1
Exons: 2
Coding region: 6-254 (82 amino acids)
Source: RefSeq, a predicted model, not a curated record
UCAACAUGAGUGCGAUCGAGCUCGCCAGCUUCACGUCCAAGAGGUAUCCCAAGCACAAAAUCGCCUCUACCGACGAGAUCGAGGUCCGGUGGCCGGCAAAUUUCAAGGGAUUCAGCUCCAGAAAGCUUCAGGACGACCUUGGGAUCCAAUUCAAGUCGCUGGAGCAAAUGUUCGACGAUUGCGUUGAGAGCCUGGAACGCAAAGGCCUCUUACACGCAAGUAAGAGUAGAUCGCUUGACUCAUUUCUUUCUUGAUCCAGGUAACGCAAGUGUGGCAUGUAUGGCUAGCAAAAUAAGCACCAUAGUCAUGAUCGAAGCACUAUGGGUCCGUCUCCACUGAUUCUCCAGCUUUGCCAGCUCCAGCAAGAGCAAAGAGCGCUAUUAAAAAAAAUUUAAUUACAAAACCAUAUC